AUGGCAAGUACUCCCGGAGAGAGGAGUGCCUUGCCCCUGGAGGUGGCCCUGAUGCAGAUUGUCUCACGGCCCCCGUCCUGCUGCUACGUGCUGGGCCUGCUGGACUGGUUCGAGGAGGCCGAGCGUUUCAUCCUGGUGCUGGAGAGACCCUAUCCAUGCAUGGACCUGUUUGAUUUCAUCGAGGAGCUGGGAGGCCGGGUGGACGAGUGUCUGGCCAGGAUCAUCAUGAUACAGGUGGUACUGGCUGUUCGGCAUUGCCGCGACCGAGGGGUCCUGCACCGAGACGUCAAGGCUGAGAACCUGCUGGUGCAGACGGACAACCUGCGGGUUAAGCUCAUCGACUUUGGCUGCGGAGACCUUCUGAGAGAAUCCUCCUACAGAGACUACUCAGGCACAGAGGAGUACUGUCCUCCAGAGUGGGUGCUGAGCGGUGUGUACCAGGGCCGCCACGCCACCAUCUGGUCACUGGGGGUACUGCUCUACGGCCUGGUGUGCGGCCGUCUGCCCUUCAACAAGGAGGCUGAUAUCAUUGCUGGGCGCCUGCGCUUCAAAAAGGGCCUGACUAAAGAGUGUAAGGAGUUGAUCAACUGCUGUCUGCAGCAGGAUCCCACCAAGAGGCCUGUUCUAGAGCAGAUCCUUCUUCAUGACUGGAUGGCAGACGGACCGGUGAUCUAGGACGAACUUUAUGAGACUGGGUGAUCUAACACCUGGGUCAGCUGUGAUCGGCUCGCAGGUUACCAUGACAACAACGAUCAGGGAAGAAACGCAAAAUGAACCUCUGCAAGAUACCAGUAUAUGAAUAAAGAGAAGAAAGCAAUCACACCGAGUGGCAUGUCAGGGUUUUUCCCGGCAGUUUUUUCAUAGACAUUUUCCAUUGUCUUGUUUAGUGUUUGAAAUUUAAGAAAUGUGAAAAUUUCAGGGAAAAAAAACAAAAAAAUUGUA
Messenger RNA from Oncorhynchus tshawytscha (Chinook salmon), 942 nucleotides. Its product is annotated as serine/threonine-protein kinase pim-3-like. The transcript is spliced from 5 exons. Gene Ontology annotation, molecular function: ATP binding; protein serine/threonine kinase activity. Gene Ontology annotation, cellular component: cytoplasm. NCBI's taxonomy places the organism in Eukaryota, Metazoa, Chordata, Actinopteri, Salmoniformes, Salmonidae. Bases 1 to 675 code for a protein of 224 amino acids. The record is from RefSeq and is a predicted model, not a curated record. Gene Ontology annotation, biological process: negative regulation of apoptotic process; regulation of mitotic cell cycle; protein autophosphorylation.